Messenger RNA from Pistacia vera, 1035 nucleotides. RefSeq lists its product as uncharacterized. Bases 1 to 1035 code for a protein of 344 amino acids. The transcript has 2 exons. The record is from RefSeq and is a predicted model, not a curated record. Lineage: Eukaryota; Viridiplantae; Streptophyta; Magnoliopsida; Sapindales; Anacardiaceae.
AUGAAGGGAAUAGCCGAGAGUCUGUCUGCUAGUGGCCAAGUCAUUUCUGAUGAAGACUUACUAGGAUUUAUUUUGGAUGGCCUUGGUCCUGAGUUUGAUGCUGUAAUUGUCAAUCUCACAUCACGGAUAGAGUCUAAGUUUGAUAAUUCAGUCACUUUACAAGAAGCACAAUACCUAUUGCAGAAUAUCUCUCCAUUACAUGAUCAAUUCCAUGCCUCAGCAAAUAUUGGGCAGUAUGGAGUGCCUUAUCAACAUUUCAGACCAUCUGGUUUCUCUUCUUUUGGACGAGGGAGAGGAAGAGGAAAUCUAAAAGGAAAACCUAUUUGCCAAGUGUGCAAUAAGAUUGGACACACUGUAGUGCAGUGUUACCACAGAUAUAAUUCUCACUAUAAUGGUUCCCCUCCACCUUUUGGUAGUCAAGUUCAUGGAGGUUAUCCAGGUGGCAUUGGUCUUCCUUUAGUUAAUCAACACAUCAAUACCUCCACCUCCACCUAUCCACCUAACUCUUCAUUUGGUGGACAUCAAAAGUAUGAAACUAGUGGUAGUGGUUAUCAACAACAACAACAAUCAGUACCAAACUUUAACCAUACACCCUCAGUUUUCACUAUCCCUAGUCAACAAACACUUGCCUCAAUUCCCAGUCAAGCUUAUUUUGCUGCUCCUCAUCCUCUACCAAGUUUAAACCCUGGUUUUUCUUUAACCUCCAUUCAAGAUCUAGCCUGGUAUAUGGAUUCCGAUGCGACUGAUCAUUUCACCGCUGACCUGAACCAAUUGAGUGUAAGCAGAAACUAUGAUGGAACUGAACAGCUUCUGAUCGGCAGUGGUGAGUUUCUAAAUAUCUCUUAUGUUGGUUUUUCCCUUUUGCCUAGUACAUUGCAAUCUAAGUCUUUAUAUCUGAAAAAUGUUUUAUGUGUUCCUCGUAUAACUAAAAAUUUGCUUAGUAUCUCUAAAUUUACUAAGGUUAAUAAUGUUGUUGAAUUUUCUACUCAUUGCUGUGUGGUUAAAGACAAGGUUACCAAUCAAGUGCUACUGUAG